CUUGGCAACACUGUGUAAACAUUUAUUCAGGUUAGAAUUUGGCAAUGGCUUUGGACAGUGGUGCUUCUAUUGUUUGCCCAACACUAGCAGUUCGUUCUAAUGUUGGAGUGGAAGUAUGGUCGUGCGAAAACUUGAGUUUGCAAUAUGCGUAUAAACCAAAUCUUCCAAAAGAAGACUGCAAAAAUUGUCGAUCUAUAUCGUUUAGUGCGGAUGGUAGAUAUUUUGCUUAUUCAAAUGGAACUGAAAUUAAAGUACUUAAAACCAAUGAUUGGGCGAUUGAAUGCACACUGCCACGUCCAAAAGCCUUCUACCUCAAAUUUUCACCGCUUGGAAAUUACUUAGCAACAUGGGAAUUAUAUACUGUUACCAAAGACAAACCAGAGGGUUCAUGUAAUAUGUUCAUAUAUGAACUUAGUUCUACUUUGGAGAUGUUUGCUACUGUGCUGAAAAAUCCUACCGAUUGGGAACCGUCGUGGUCGUCUGACGAGUCACUUUUUGCUAUUGUUAUAGGUGGUGAAGCACUGUUUUAUGAGAUAUCAGAAGAUAUAACGAGUUUUCUCCGCUAUUCACGGAAAAUUGGUGGUAACAGAGGAGCGGUGGUGUCAUUGUCCCCAGGAGCUUGCCCACCUUAUGUUGCGGUAUAUACACCCGGCCGUAAGGGAGGACCGUCAAUGUGCAAGCUUUAUAAAUAUCCUUCCCUUUUACCUAACCAAGCAAUUGCUUGUAAAAGUUUUUUCCAAGCUGAUCGUGUUGAUUUACUUUGGAACAAACGUGGAUCCGGGAUUCUACUAUUUACAUCUACAGAAGUUGAUAAAAGUGGGGCAUCAUAUUACGGAAAUCAAGCAUUACAUUUUAUGGCGACCAAGGGGGAUUCUUGCUCAGUACCUUUAUCAAAAGAAGGACCUGUUCAUUGCGUUAAAUGGAGCCCAAAGGCAACUGAAUUCGUUGUGGUUUACGGAUUUAUGCCAUCUAAGGCAGCACUUUACAACUUGAAAUGUGAUGUUAUUUUCGAUUUCGGAGAGGGUCCACGAAAUUGUGCUUAUUUUAAUUCAUUCGGAAAUCUUCUAGCUUUAGCAGGUUUUGGUAAUUUGCCUGGAAACGUUGAAAUAUGGGAUACUAAGAAAAGAGAAAUCGUUACAAAUAUAAAAUGUCCUGAUACAACAUACUUUGAAUGGAACCCUAAUGGAAUGUACUUUGCUACAGCAACAACAGCUCCAAGACUACGGAUAGGCAACGGGUUUAAGGUUUAUCACUAUUCAGGAUCAUUAGUGCAUGAAACUAUAUGGCCACAAGGACAAGAGCUUUUGGGAAUUGAAUGGCAAAAAUAUCCCGAAAAUCAAUUUGCGGAACCGGUGAUAACUAAAAUAAAACCCGAAGGAAUUAAAUCGAGUUUACCAGUAGCAAGUAAAAAAGCAUACACUCCUCCUCAUCUUCGAAUGAUCAAAGAGGGAAAAAACCCAGAGCAAUUUAUGCCGCGUUCACAAGUUAAAGUUAAUUCAACACAAGCAGGUUUCCCAGUUGGCAGAAAAGGCGGUUUGAAAGGAAACAGGAUAAAAAAUAAGAAAGACACGGUUGUUGGAAAUAAUGCGACACCUGCAACUAGUGCCGAAAAAGAUUUAAAAAACGAAUCGAAUUUAAAUGAUGAGCAUUUGAAUAAUCAAGGUCGGAAAUUCAAAGCAAAGCAACCAUUAAACAAGGAAACAGAUGCAAAUAGUCAAGAAGGUCAAAUACAAUCAUCAAAAAAACUAAACCCAGAAAAAGAGAAGAAAAUUCGGCACGUUGCAAAAAAAUUGUCCGACAUUAAAAAACUGAAGUUGCGCCAACAGCAAGGUAAAACGCUAGAGUUGAACCAACUAAAUAAAAUUUCAAUGGAGGCUAAGUUCUUGGAGGAAUUAAAGAUCUUAAAGCUGACUGCAUAGAUAACAUCUGAAACCGACCACAUUACAUUUUUUAACUGCCACACAAUAUCCAUGCCGUUCAAAUUAUCUCAAAAUUUUUUAGGAUUACAAAUAUGUAAAUGGAAAAUUGGGAUUUUAUCUUUAUUUUGUAUUUACUUUUUGUUUGAUAGUGUACAAAACAUAUUGUAUUUAUUCCAAAACAAUAGAAACAUCUAUAUUCUGUGUAAACAGUUGACAAUAAAUUUAUGUUCGGUAUGCGGCUUUAUUCUUUAAAAUAUGCGUUUGUACGUGCAAUUGCAUCAUGAAAUUCAUACGAAACUAUUCGUUGGGCAUAUGGCAGGUUAUGGCCGACUUCGGCAAUGUACUACUGCAAAGCAUCGAUUAAUUACAGUAUUUGUACCACAUCCGUAAGCAACGUUAAACCACAUUGGAAACCGAUGCAUGGUAUAAUAUAACUUGACGUUUUGUAACACUUUUGCAAUAUUUUAUUUAAUAGUUUUGUCGAAUUUUUAAAUGUAAUCAUAGAUUAAAUUAAAGCCAAAAUUUCUACGUUGCUGAAGCCUAUCGUUGUUUAAAAUGUAAAAUAACCAUCAAAAACAAUAUUUUACUAUCAGAUAUAACCAAAUUAUAACCUAAACAAAAAUUUAUUUCAAUAUGAGCCGUUUCUAUUUAUAUUCCUUUUAGGCGACGAUAUAUAAAUGGAAAAAAUAUGUUUAAAAAAAAAUACAUUAAUUCAGUUUUUAACUUGGCCAAUCCUUGAGUUUCAAUAAAAUACAAAAGGAAACUGAAGCAACAAAUAAUAAUAAUUGACAAAAAUGAAAUAGUAAAUCGCCUGAAUUACUUGUUAAUGGUAUGCACAAAGAAACUUCUUAAUUUUUAUGAAAUAAUAAAAGCUCAAUUCUAUAAAGCAAA
Molecule: messenger RNA, 2810 nt
Organism: Bactrocera latifrons
Lineage: Eukaryota; Metazoa; Arthropoda; Insecta; Diptera; Tephritidae
Gene: eIF2A
Product: eukaryotic translation initiation factor 2A
Exons: 6
Coding region: 45-1919 (624 amino acids)
Biological process (GO): translational initiation
Cellular component (GO): cytosolic small ribosomal subunit
Molecular function (GO): tRNA binding; mRNA binding; translation initiation factor activity
Source: RefSeq, a predicted model, not a curated record